This is a messenger RNA of Trypanosoma cruzi, 4626 nucleotides long. RefSeq lists its product as uncharacterized. The coding region runs from base 1 to 4626 and encodes 1541 amino acids. The record is from RefSeq and is a predicted model, not a curated record. Lineage: Eukaryota; Euglenozoa; Kinetoplastea; Trypanosomatida; Trypanosomatidae. The transcript has a single exon.
AUGCAAAGAGCAACUUUGUUUUCCAUGGAGGCGAUUGACGCAUAUGUCAAGGAGCUGCAGUCUGGACACGACCGUACUUCAACUGCCCCACCACUGACGGUGGAGAACAUUCUGUGCAGAAUAUACGCGAGGUUUUACAGUAAAGAAGGGCAGCCCCCGCUUCCAGACGGACUGCCCUUCUCAUUGAAGCAGGUGCCGUCACUGGCAUCUACAGCGGUGCUUCAAUCCCGUAUUACGGCAAUGAUUCAGAGCGCCGUGGCGACACGGCCUGUGGUGACGUUGUAUGAGUUGGAGGCGGAGGUGUGCCUUACGGAGAAUGUUGAGAUGUACGCCGAACUUGGUCUUGGCUGCUCCCUUGCGGCAUUGCCAUGCGUCCGGCACUUGUUUGGUGUGAGUGUGGGCACCAACACAGCCCCUGUCACGAGCACAGAGUUUAUGCAUUUUCUCCUGUUCGACACGAACGCCCAGGCGCUGCUUUCAGGUGGGGGAGACGCAGGUGAUGCCGUCCGCGCCUUCGCGUGCUGCUACAAGGGAGGCAAAUACACAAGCAUGCAGCUGGGCAUUCAUAUUCAGCACUUUCCUUGGCUGUUGCGAUUUGUGCGUCAGGAGGUUGGGAGAACCUCGACGUUUUUCUCAGAUUUGUUGAAUGAAAAUGCAUGGUGCUACAAACGCAACAAAGUCAUUUAUGAGCGUGUUAUGCAAUCCUUGCAUACAGCGAUGAUGUCACACAAAAACCACGCGGAGGAACCACCUCGUGAGGUGAAGUUUGUUGUGCAUGCCUCGCAGGAGGAGGCGAUGGGGACGGACUUUCCGCCUGAGAUGUGGGGGACGUGCAACGGGUCCGAUGGAGGAUUAUCACUUCAUGGCAUUCUAAGCGCGGAGUCCUCUUUCUUGCUUGUUGAUGUAAGACAUGAAAUGCACGCGUCGGAAACAGCCAGGGUAGAACAAAUGCCACCGAUGCCUGUUAGUUCAUUCUCCUCUUUGGCGUUUCCUUAUGCGGCAGCAGCGACGGUGACGGCAACAGAUGCAACAAAGACCACGCCAAAGAUGGUAACUUCUGCGCACACGAGAAAGCGUCGGCGUGGGGUGGUUGUGGAGGAACGGACAGAAGUGUUUGAAGAGACGCUAAUGCAUCCCCUGAAACAGCAAAAAGAGGAGAUACAAUCAGAGGAUGCGCAGACGUCAACUACGGAGGCGGCAGCAGGAGUAGCAGCAGGUUCCACACCGUUGCCGACAUUGCUUGAACCUCCUCCUAUUCCUCUUGAGAAGGUUCUGUCGAUAUUGCGUUCUUUGGCGGUUAUGCAAUCUUCGACUGUUGCAGGGGUGUGUGUCGCUCCAUGCGGUGAUUUUGCUGUUUUUAGGACAUAUGCUUCCAAGUUAUUAUCACGCUUACGACGAGUAGAGAGGGACGCGAAGGAGCAUGUUGGUGUCGCGUCGAUUAGUAAUGAUCCUUUUUCUGUCGAUGCGGACACACUUCUCCGUUUUUUCUCUUCCAAUGAGACAUCAGACGUAUGGUGCGCAUUCCACAAUUCCCUUGCUUCCCAUGCGAAUGCUCCGGAGUGUGGUGAGGGUAUGAAUACUUCUUCUCCUGGCGAGUUACUACUUCAUUGCCUCGAAUUGGGAUUUGCUGAUUUGAUGUUUUUACCGCUUGUGGCGACGAAAUCAUUAUUGCCCCUAUUGGCCGCACGGAGUUUACUCUUCCGGAGAGUUCUCUUAUCAGGGCGUCAUACAUCAACGGAUCUUCUUGUGUUUCACCCACUACAGUUCAUUUUUGAUGCAUCAGCAGAGGGCGUGGAUGGGUACCCUUUGGUAACGGUGUUGGAUGGCGAGAUACUUCUGCGCGGGUUGCAGGAUUCAGAGUUUCACCAUAAGUUGACUAGUUUGUUAGGGAAGCUUGAGGGCCAUGGGGUGUUAACGUCAGUGCCUGAGAGUUGGUUGUAUGAUGGGUUUCUCUUGCAGGCUGUGCGUAGUCAAAUGCGAGACUACUUUAACGGAGCUGAACGCACGGAUUUGGAGGCAUGUCAAAUGGCCUUGCGCAUGUUACUUCUGUAUUGGUGGCUGGUGGGGAUGUGGUGUCAUGCGCCACCGUCGUCAAGGAUUGCUAACGGGGUUGCGGAAAUUCUGCACGGUCUGCGGGAUGUGGUCUGGUUGCCUUCUCUAUCACGCCAUGGCAGUGAGAGUGAUGUGAGUGGUGCUGCCCUGCGUGUCGAAAGCUGGCACGCACCUUCUGAAUUAUUCCCCUUUAUUGGCGAAUUUAAACGCCAUGGUCUACAGGAUUUUCUGCAUUUUGCCCCUCAUGAGAUACGAGAUGUUCUUUCCCUCUCCAGGCAGAAUGGUGACAUCAGUCUGUUCCAGCAUGCACAUAGAUUUCUUGACAAGUGGAUAGCCGUGGUGCAAAGUGGCAUGGAAUAUGAUAAUAAAUAUCUAUUACCCAGUCCAAUGGGAAUGCCUGAGGCACUCACGGCUGCUGUUGCCUUGCGUCUGCUAUGUUUGCUGCGAGUGGGCAAACGCAUUUCAGUCUUCACCAUACGAUAUCUCUUGCGUCGCAUUGCGGAAACCGAUGAGGAGGAGGUUCUUAUCGAUGCGAGGAGACUUCCGAUCAUACCACUGUCGAUGACGCAUACGGGCCUGGAUGAAAAUGGGGAACUUGUCGUGCGUGAGAUGGCGACAUGUGAGACGGUGUGCUGGGAGCCACUCCCGGAUGUGGACAGGACGCAUAUGCUUGACCGAUCCAUUAAUUUUAUUGGGGAAGACUUUUACGAACUCGCUGUUGAUGUGCUACGUGUCUCACCUGUUCCAUCUCUGGCAACAUGGUUAGCGGCUGCAGAGGCAUGCAGAAAACGUAUUAUGGCCGGUCCUGAAAUUAAUGCGUCCCUCACGGAGCUUUUUCUACGUGUUUUUUCCUACUCGUGCACGUCACAUUACAGGCAUCUCCUAAGGCGAUUUGAGCAGCAAAAACCGGUAAUUCCGGGUAGCGCCGCAGAGGCGGCUCUGAGGGGUGUGGUGGAUGUUGUGUCAGGCGACAGUCUGGCGGGGCACACGUUUCCUCUUCAUGGUCGUUGGAGAAGUCCGGCGGAGGGGUUGUUUUACUGUGGUCCGUACUAUCGCGGCUUCUCCGGCCUUACGCUCAAAGUUACCACGCUUUAUGGUGCUGCCGUUGAUAAGAAUAAUGAUGACACUGUUGGUGAGGAUAUGACACCGUCUCUGCCCGUUCUCAUAUUCACAGAACAGCCACAUUAUGCUGUAGCUGCCGUGCUGCAGAGGAUGGGAGUUAUAGCGUUGGAGAUGUGUACUGAGAAGAUUGUGACAUUUGGACGAAUGAAUGCCGUCAAUAGUACCGGAUUUCACAAUAAAAUUGCGGAGUGUGCCCCUCGUGUGCAGGAAUUUUUGCGCACGCAUUACCCGCACUACUAUGCCCUUGUGCACUCCCAGGUACGGCAUUCCUUGGAGUAUUUUAGCACUGUACUUGCUGCAGAGCCGGUUUUGCGGGAGGUGCUUCGGUUUCAGGGGAAAACCUAUGUGAUGACGCGUACCGUGCGCUGUUGGUAUGUGCAGCAGCACAAUUGUCUCUACGGUGCGGAUGAGGAAUUUUUUUCUUUUCUUGCAGCCGACGCGAUUGCGGAUUUGUUUCUCCCCUUGAUGGAUGAGGAAGUACGACAGGGGGUGAAGAAGGUCUUGCAGGAGUCUCUACGAGAUGCAGAACUUUGCUUUAAUGAUACCCGGCCGCCUCCGUGCCCACCGACAACAACGGAGUUGCCACCACCACCACCAUCAUCAUCAUCGGCAGUGUUGGAAGAAGUGUGGCAAAUUUCGGCGGCACCGGCUUUACGCUUUCGUGACCAUUUUCCUUUGGGAAAAGACGGGUUUGGCCCCAGGGGAAAAGAGGGCGUUGCCCAAAACACAUCAGGGAUACUAGGAGGCUUAAAAAUGCCGCAGAUGAAGCUGCUGUUGUGGGGCGAGGGCGGUUACAUGGCUCGUUCACUGCCACAGUGGAAGUGUGAUCUCUUUGACUCCGCACACGACGUUCUGCGUGCCAUGGAGCACGGUCGCAGUAAUGCCGGAGGCGAUUCGGAGGAUGAAGGCUGCCCAUCAACGCCCACUGCACCAACGCCGAAGAAAAAGUCGUCCGCCCGAAGGCGUGCGCGGCGUGGUGGCCGGUCACAGUUUGUUGCUCCUGCGAUGGUUGUGCAGGAGAACCGGGAGACCGCCGAUUACGCAUUGGCAGCGGAGCGUUUUGUUGCGGCGAAGCUGCGGGCGGAGGUGCCACCGGACGUUGAUGUUGUGUGGGUAAAUGAAAACGGCGAAUACGGCACUCCGUACGACAUUCUUCUUGUGCGUCGCACUGUGAGAGACGCUCCGUCGACCACGUCAACGGAGAUUUUGGCCUACGUGGAGGUGAAGAGCACAUGCACGAACGUACGGCGUGACUUUGAGAUGUCACUGCGGGAGUUUCUUUUUGCCGCGCGAUUUGGUAAGGCGUACAAAAUUUAUCGCGUGUUUCGCGCCUCCACGAGUGCGACGCAUUAUAUGCAUGUAGAGGUGCUGGAGGAUGUGGUGAGGUUGUGGCGCACGGGGUCCCUUACAAUGACAGGUGGGGUGAAAGUCAUGCUGGCUCCGGGCGCGUAA